This is a messenger RNA of Neoarius graeffei (lesser salmon catfish), 1293 nucleotides long. RefSeq lists its product as uncharacterized. The transcript has a single exon. Gene Ontology annotation, biological process: DNA integration. Gene Ontology annotation, molecular function: nucleic acid binding. Lineage: Eukaryota; Metazoa; Chordata; Actinopteri; Siluriformes; Ariidae. Bases 232 to 1194 code for a protein of 320 amino acids. The record is from RefSeq and is a predicted model, not a curated record.
GAGCUCGAGAACUUUGAAAAGAGCCCAAUUGUUCUCCCUAAAGACAGUCACGUCUCACUCCUGCUCACUCGUCACUACCACGAGCGGGUCCACCACCAAGGCCGUCAUCUGACGGACGGGGCAAUAAGGGCAGCAGGACUGUGGAUAAUAGGUGGCAAAAGACUCGUAAACUCAGUAAUCCACAAAUGCAUCACCUGUCGCAAACUACGUGGAAAACAGGAAGAACAACGCAUGGCAGAUCUUCCACCAGAACGACUGAAAACAUGUCCUCCCUUUAGUUACGUCGGCCUUGACGUUUUCGGGCCAUGGACUGUCACUAGUAGACGUACUAGAGGUGGACAUGCACAAAGUAAGCGCUGGGCCAUCAUGUUUAGCUGUAUGAGUUCGAGAGCCGUUCAUAUUGAGGUGAUCGAUUCUUUGGACACGUCCAGCUGUGUCAAUGCCCUGAGACGCUUCUUCUCACUAAGAGGACCCGCCAAAAAACUAUUAUCGGAUCGUGGCACUAACUUCAUCGGAGCUUCUAAGGAGUUAGGCAUGGACAAGACACUUGAAAACUAUCUAAAGGACCAAGGCUGCAGCUGGGAAUUCAACCCACCACACGCCUCUCACAUGGGAGGCUCCUGGGAGCGAAUGAUCGGUGUUGCUCGGAGAAUACUGGACUCUAUGCUGCUCCAAAGUAAGGUACAACUCACUCACGAUGUGUUGUGCACGCUCAUGGCCGAAGUCACCGCAAUCAUAAAUGCACGGCCGCUCCUUCCAGUUUCUUCCGACCCCGACAAUCCUUUCAUUCUAUCUCCAUCAAUGUUGCUCACCCAGAAAUCUUGCCUUCUUCCACCUCCUGGAAAUUUCAUGGACAAAGACCUUUACACCAAGCAAUGGAGACAAGUUCAGGCUCUUGCUAACCAGUUUUGGACACGCUGGAGGCGAGAGUACCUGCCGUCACUACAAAAAAGACAAAAAUGGACUGUUUCUCGAAGGAAUCUUCAAGUUGGUGACCUAGUUUUGCUGAAAGACAAGCAGGCCCCACGCAACAGCUGGCCCAUGGCUAGAGUCACUGCCACAUUUCCUGGAAAGGACAGUCACGUGAGGAAGAUUGAGAUCAAAGUAAGCGAUCAAGGCAGUGUAAAGACUUUUAUGCGACCAGUCACCGAAGUCAUUCUUCUUCUGCCAAUGGACACUUCUUGCAAAGUUUAGUUAGCUAUAGUGGCCUACGAGGCCAGGCGGGGAGUGUGUUGCCCUUAAGGCAAUUGUUUUUCUUUAAUAAAUAAUUUCAUGUGUUUAAAAUAUGGUACA